Messenger RNA from Auanema sp. JU1783, 612 nucleotides. NCBI's taxonomy places the organism in Eukaryota, Metazoa, Nematoda, Chromadorea, Rhabditida, Rhabditidae. The record is from the annotation of a GenBank genome assembly.
AUGUUUCACAACACAUUCCAAAGUGGACUAUUAUCUAUCCUAUAUAGUAUUGGUAGCAAACCCUUGCAACUCUGGGACAAACAGGUUAAAAAUGGUCAUAUUAAACGAAUAACAGACGAGGAAAUUCAAUCAUUUGUUUUAGAAAUUUUCGGAGCUAACGUUAGCACUUGCUUUGUGUCAUGUCCACUCGACCCUAAAGCAACCUUAGGUAUUAAGCUUCCAUAUUUUGUGAUGAUCGUUAAGAAUAUGAAGAAAUAUUUUACUUUUGAAGUUCAGGUUUUGGAUGAUAAAGGGGUUAAACGACGGUUCCGAGCUUCUAACUAUCAAUCGAGCACAAGGGUGAAGCCUUUCAUUUGUACAAUGCCUCUUCGUCUGGACGAGGGCUGGAAUCAGAUCCAGUUCAACCUUGCUGAUUUCACUAAGAGAGCUUACGGAACAAACUACGCUGAAACACUACGUGUACAAAUUCAUGCCAAUUGCCGGCUGCGGAGAGUUUACUUCGCUGACCGUUUGUAUAAUGAGGAUGAACUGCCAGCCGAAUUCAAGCUCUAUUUGCCAAUCAGAGGAUCAUCCUCGUCUGUCCCCGUGACGGGCACAAGUGUUACCGAAUAA